CUGCUCGUCAAACAAUUGUCAUUCCGCCUGAAAAUUUUGGCUUCUGCACUGACGUUUCACCACUUCAUAUACUCAAAAUUCUCGUGAAAAUGUUACAAUAAAAAUUCAACCACAAAAUCCUUAAUAGUAAUGCUCCCAAAACUUAUCGCUAAUAUUAUACGGAAAGAGUUACCAAAGCUAUCAUCGAAACCAAAUCAUGUAAUCAGGUUCAUACGCAGCAAUCAAAACAAGAGGUUAAAUGGACAACCGAAGAGACUGCACCCGAAUUUUAGAAAAUACAACACAAGACUUCCAAAAACUCCAGAUUUGAUAUACAUUCCCCACGUGAUGAGAUGGCUCAAGACAAAAUUUCAGUUCAAAUAUCUACAGAAAAAAUGGGAUCCUGACUUCACAGAAGGAGCUUUCAUCUAUGGCAGCACCAAAGCUGUUUGCAGAAUUACAGAGAUAAUCGCUGACGACAAACCCGAGCAGUUAGAUGAGCUUCUCACCACUGCGGCCAGGAUCAAAUUGGAACUUGACAUGAGGACAAGACUAACCAAAGGCCAAAGGGCGAUAAUCAGACUCAAACCUGAAGACAUCAAAAUCCUGGUACCAAUGACGGUGUCAAUGAGCAGUGAUGAGAGGCAAAAGGACUGCAAAGUUCUAAUGAGAGUUUUGGCAUUGAAAUGGAUACAACAACCGAACGGAGCUUUGAGGUUGGUACUCGUUGCACUGCAGACAGAAUUUUUGAGGAACUACAACGAAGGUGCUAGCCAAGAUUGGACUAUCAGUGCUUUUGAUAUAAUGGAGUGUGCUGUACUUUCUCAAGCGCCACACUGAAGUUACUCAAAUCAAUAAUGUGAAAUGGAAACAAUAUAUGGAUUGAAUAUAAAAUGAACCAUUUUGUUAUUUAAGG
Messenger RNA from Acanthoscelides obtectus, 895 nucleotides. The record is from the annotation of a GenBank genome assembly. Lineage: Eukaryota; Metazoa; Arthropoda; Insecta; Coleoptera; Chrysomelidae.